AUGGCUUCGUCGGGACCGUCUUACGCUCCCAGGCCGACAAUAGACCUCUUUGUCUUCUUUACGGCACCGAUCUACGCACGAAUUAUGGGUUCGACCUCAAUUUUCCGCGUUUUCCUACAGUUAAACGUGUACCAUGCGCUUUGCGGGUUAUGCGCGAGACUAUCUAAUAGCUCAAGGAGAGACUCUUAUGCGAUACACUGUCUUAGUGGAGCUGCCAUCAUCUGCUUUGCAUUCAAUGCGAUGAGAAUGAAGUGGGCGGAUUGGUACAGCGACCAUCCCGUCUGGGCGGGAGAGCUGCUCUAUUAG
This is a messenger RNA of Trematosphaeria pertusa, 306 nucleotides long. RefSeq lists its product as uncharacterized. The record is from RefSeq and is a predicted model, not a curated record. The transcript has a single exon. Bases 1 to 306 code for a protein of 101 amino acids. Lineage: Eukaryota; Fungi; Ascomycota; Dothideomycetes; Pleosporales; Trematosphaeriaceae.